AUGAGGCUCACUACUUGGAACGUCAACGGCGUCCGCAAUCCAUUCGGCUACCAACCAUGGAAUACAGCACGCACAUUUCCGGCCAUGUUCGACAUACUCGGCAGCGACAUUGUGGUCAUGCAGGAGCUCAAGAUCCAACGAAAGGACUUGCGAGAUGAUAUGGUGAUACUGGACGGCUGGGACUGCUACUUCAGUCUACCAAAGCAUAAGAAAGGAUAUUCAGGUGUAGGCAUAUACACGAGAAAUGCUACUUGUGCGCCGAUCAAGGCGGAAGAGGGUCUGCUUGGGGUGCUGCCAUCACCGUCUGGAGUUCCAUACUGCGACCUAAUGGACGAGGAGCAUAUUGGUGGCUAUCCAAAUGCACUACAAGUCGCUGAGCUUGGUGUCGAUCCGGUCCUGCUAGAUUCUGAAGGCCGGUGCAUGGUGUUAGAAUUCCCAGCUUUUGUUCUUUUCGGUGUCUACUCCCCAGCAAACAGCAAUGGCUUGCGGGACGACUUUAGAUACGGCUUCAUCUGCGCCCUGGACUGCCGAAUUCGUAACCUCAUCAAAGCUGGCAAACGAGUCAUUCUGGUUGGCGACCUCAACGUCUCUCGCGACGAGAAUGAUACGGCGUCGGCUCUGGAAGACAUGCGUAAGGCUGGGAUCGUCCACGAAGACUACAUCAGCACACCUAAUCGACGCAUCUUCAAUCAGCUGCUUGAAGGUGGCGAAGUGAUAGGCGAGCGGGACGAGGGGCGUGAGGAUGCCAUACUCUGGGACACAACACGAGCGUUUCACCCAGACCGAAAGGGCAUGUACACUCAUUGGGAGCAGAAGAUUAACGCAAGGCCGGGCAACUUUGGCAGUCGCAUAGAUUUCGUGCUUGUCAGCAGGGCUAUGCAAUCAUGGAUCAAGGACGCGAAUAUCAUGGAAGGGCUCCUGGGCUCUGACCACUGCCCUGUCUUUGCCGACUUCAACGACGAUGUGGAGGUAGAUGGCGCGCGUGUUAAGCUCGCUGAUCUCAUGAGUCCUGCUAGAGUAUUCGACAACGGCAUUAGACAGAAAGAGUGGAACGUCACUGAAGUUCCUGCAUUCUCUGCCAAGCGACUACCGGAGUUCGACAAGCGCAGGAGCAUCAAGUCAAUGUUCGCCGCACCAUCAGUGAAGCGAGCAGCGUCGUCGAUGGCAAGUGAGGCUACGCCAGAUUGUCCAACGCCAAGCGAGGAAGCCUUUGACAAGACCGAUGGAACGCCGGAAGCGAAGCCAGACCUGGUGGACGAAAAGCAGACUUCUGAUCAUAUCAUUAACGGCACAGGUACUGCUACGCUUCCCAAACGCAAAGCAUCUACACCUGCAAAGACCAUUCCCGCAAAACGCCAGAAGUCUGAUGGUCCUUCACUUGGGACAAAAGGCCAACAAAGUCUCAAAGGCUUCUUCCGGAAGAGCGCGGCCAGCAAGCCGAAUACUUUAGGAGCUGGUACGCACCUGGAAGGUGAUGCACAAGCCGACAUCAUCAAGCCUGAGUCGACGCCAAUCCUCAACCAUCGUCCAUCGACACCUCCUCCGGCAGAUGGGAGAGAACCGGCCGAUUCCAGUAGCCACGAACAAGCGAAUACCACCACACCCAGAACAGACUUCGGUUCUCCUUCCUCCGCUGUCACCCUCUCCCCAGCUCAAUUUGGCGCCAGAGUAGCAGCAGCAGAGCAGAACCAAAGGUCAUGGGGCAAUUUGUUCUCUAGACCCAUAGCACCGAUGUGUGAGGGGCACACCGAGCCCUGCAAGACUAUGCUCACGAAGAAGAAAGGCAGUAAUCAAGGUCGGAGCUUCUGGAUGUGCGCUCGACCCUUAGGACCGAGUGGGAGCAAGGAGAAGGGGACGCAGUGGAGGUGUGCUACUUUUAUUUGGUGCUCGGAUUGGCAGAGUCGAAAGGCGGAGGAGAAGAGGUUGGAGAAUGGAUGA
Messenger RNA from Recurvomyces mirabilis, 1938 nucleotides. RefSeq names its product Class II abasic (AP) endonuclease (gene APN2). The transcript has 2 exons. NCBI's taxonomy places the organism in Eukaryota, Fungi, Ascomycota, Dothideomycetes, Mycosphaerellales, Teratosphaeriaceae. Gene Ontology annotation, biological process: base-excision repair. Gene Ontology annotation, cellular component: nucleus. Gene Ontology annotation, molecular function: endonuclease activity; DNA binding; double-stranded DNA 3'-5' DNA exonuclease activity. The coding region runs from base 1 to 1938 and encodes 645 amino acids. The record is from RefSeq and is a predicted model, not a curated record.